AUGUCUGCCUCGCCGCCCCAGCCAACCUCGACGAAGCGUCCUCUGGAGGAGGCUUCCUCGCCGUCCCGUGCCACGGACCAACCCGACGCGAAGCGCCCAGCACUGGAUAAGGUCAUCAAGAAUGAUGAAGAGAGGGAAGCUAGCGAAUCCACAAUUGACGUCGCCGACAAGAACGGAGACGAAGAUGGCAGCAAGUCAGAUCAGCCAGAUGUUCCUGUAACAGACGGAGGCAGCGAUACGAAGGCCGCUGGUGCAUCCAAUGUCACGGCAUCGAGCGACGCUGCGGCAAACUCUGCUGCUGCUCACGACGAGACAUCUUGGAUUCACAUUCGAGCUGUCAUCUCGAGUCCGGAAGCCGCCACAAUCAUUGGUAAAGGUGGCGAGAACGUUUCUAACAUUAGGAAAAUGUCGAAUGCCAAAUGCACCGUCAGCGACUACCAGAAGGGUGCUGUUGAGCGAAUCCUGACAGUCAGCGGAAUAGCAUUUGGCUUAAUUAUUCGCACGCUGAACAACGAGCCGCUUGGUGAAGCCUCUACCGCUUCUUCCAAGACAUAUCCCCUACGUCUCCUGAUCCCCCACAUUCUCAUUGGCUCUAUCAUUGGUAAGGGUGGUGCUAGAAUUCGUGAGAUCCAGGAAGCUUCCGGUGCCCGGCUCAAUGCCUCUGACUCCUGCCUACCCAUGUCGAGCGAGCGAUCCCUUGUUGUAAUGGGCGUUGCGGAUGCUGUCCACAUCGCCACAUACUAUGUUGGGAGCACGCUGCUAGAGCAGCUUAACGAACGCUUCGGUGGUCCAGCCGCUUCGGCAUAUGCCACACGCAGCGGUGCCCCGGCAGGCUCUAUCCCCGGUGGCAUGCAAGUUGUCCCUUACUCGCCUCAGCCGGCUUCCGGUCACUAUGGACGACCAGAGAACUACGGCCGCCACCAGGAUCGACGGGCUCACCACAUGCCUCCGGCUACCUACCCUCCACACUACCCGCAUAACGCUGCUCCUCCCAAUCCCGCUAUGCCUAUGCAGUAUGGAGGUCAACAAGCAGCCUAUGGAGGUGCCCCCCAUGCCACGCAGCAUAUGCCUCCUCAUGUUGGUCCCCAGCCUCAUGGCGGCCCUCAGGGCCCACCCAUGCAGCAUGGCAUGCCCGGUGGCCCUCUUACGCAGCAAAUUUUCAUUCCCAAUGACAUGGUCGGCGCUAUUAUUGGCAAGGGUGGCCAGAAGAUUAAUGAAAUUCGGCAAAUCAGUGGUAGUGUGAUCAAAAUCAAUGAGCCUCAAGACAACAGCAACGAGCGACUGGUCACCAUCACGGGUACGGAGGAGUGCAAUCGUAUGGCAUUGUAUAUGCUCUACUCGAGACUCGAAUCGGAGAAGCAUCGAGUUUGA
This is a messenger RNA of Metarhizium brunneum ARSEF 3297, 1371 nucleotides long. NCBI's taxonomy places the organism in Eukaryota, Fungi, Ascomycota, Sordariomycetes, Hypocreales, Clavicipitaceae. The record is from RefSeq and is a predicted model, not a curated record.